Cyprinus carpio (common carp) is the source of this 6134-nucleotide messenger RNA. Its product is annotated as pleckstrin homology domain-containing family A member 7-like. The record is from RefSeq and is a predicted model, not a curated record. Gene Ontology annotation, molecular function: protein binding. The coding region runs from base 1500 to 5405 and encodes 1301 amino acids. NCBI's taxonomy places the organism in Eukaryota, Metazoa, Chordata, Actinopteri, Cypriniformes, Cyprinidae. The transcript is spliced from 28 exons.
UUUAAUUACCUAUAAAUUAGCAGCUUAUUCAGCAUGAAUAUGGAGGAGGCUGCCACCUUGCUAAUGGCUGAAGGUCCCCUUGGGCUGUGGGACAGUAAUGGGUUUAGUGAGCUGCAUAUGUGAUGUUUGAUUUUAAUUACUCACUCAGAUGAGUGCCAAAUGCAUGUGCAUGAUUGAGCAUCCUUCGUAAUUCAACCAGAUGAGAUCCUCCUCUCAUCUUCUCCCUCUUUUGCCCUUUGCCUGUCUUAGUGCAACUUGCCUUGCAUUCAAAAUUACUAACUGUGGGGUCCAAAAGACUGAGACCAGUAGUAAAAAUGUUUUUGUAAUUUAAUAUAUAUAUGAUUUAAUUUAAUUUCAAAUUAUUGUUAAUUAAAUGGAUGAUCCACUGAAAAAUAAAAAUUCAUAUUUAUUAACCCUCAUGGCCUCAAACUUUUCCUCAGCUGAACACAAAGAAAAAGCAUUGGUCUUAAAAAAAACAUUAUUAGUUGAUCUCAGUUUCGUUGUUUGGUUAAGUGACCUUGAAUUAGUGCAGAAUUAUGCAUUUCUUAGUAAUUUUACAUAAUAAUAUUGAAUUGUUUUACUUGUUUUAAAAUCCUGAAACUUUAUUUGCAGGUUUAAAUUAUACUAUUGAGUCCCAACUGUUCAGUGUGGUUUUUUAGGCAUUUGGACCCCACUGUAAUUAAGGGCUAGACCCCAUACUUGUGGAUGCUCACUGAAUCUCAUUUUACAUCUCUGGGCUGUGGGAACAGAACAGGAGCUGGGGUUGAAGAGGGUUUCUUCAUUGGGGAAUUGUGACUAGCAUGAGGACCUGUUACCCCUCUGGAUUACCUCAAAGCUCAAGACUCAUCCUUCACCUGCAGCCGCUCUUUCAUUAGCUGAUAGCGCCCAUUUGCACAGCCUAUAAUCAGUCUCGCCAGUUGGAGCCGUGCCAGAUCCCUUCCUCUGCAGCUUUAAAACAUGCCUUUUUGUUCUUUUAAAUGGGAUUUUUCCUUGUACUCUCCUUCUGUCUAUUUUAAUCAGUUCUUUUCUCUCUUUGUCUCAAUCUUUCUGCUCCCUGUCUACUUCAGUCUUCAGUCUCAUCCCUUUUAUCACGGUCUCAUUUAAUUUCUUCCCCUUUCCACCUCCCACCUCUAUGUCCUUUUCCCCUUCUUUUACCUCAUCUUGCAUCUCUAUCAUCCCAAUCUCCACUGAUGUUUCCGUCAUCUCCAAUUCUGCAGUAUGUAGAGACCCUCUCGUCAUUUAAGCGAGACAGACGUGAAAGAGUACGAGGUGCAGCAGAGGUGAAACACUCUUGCAUUUGUGUAUUUUGAUGUACAUGCUGCUAGCUGCUUGUGCUCAAUCCUCAUCCCCCCGUCUCUCUCAGUGAGUGGGAGAUCCCGGGAGCGGGAAGGCCGUUUAAAUGAAACUCAUGAACUGGGCAGUGCUUGUCUGCAGCAGUAACAGCAGCUGUGCUCCACUCAGAGGAGUGUUUAUCGUAAGCUAGCAAACCUGCAGCAAGCAUGUGGAACCGGGCGAGUUAUUCUGAGCACAUCCCUCAAUCCGAGCAGCCCUUCUGCAAUGUGCCGCACAGCCACAACCAGAGGACGACGACGUUCAGGCAUCCUGUGACGGGACAUAUCUCCUCAGAAAACACUGACUUCAUUUUACAGGACCAGGCAAAUUUACGCAUGUCCAAGCCACCACCAGAGCCGAGGCCUCCCAGCAUGGUCAGCGAGUCCUCUGUAGUCAUCUCCUCAUCCCCUGCGGACACCACCUCAGGAUCCAGGAGUUUGAAACCCAGUGGGAAGGUGCAUUGCUUUGGCAAGCGUGACCAUUCCAUCAAGAGGAACCCUAAUGUCCCAGUGGUGGUGAGAGGAUGGCUCUACAAACAGGACAGCUCAGGCAUGAGACUGUGGAAGAGGAAAUGGUUUGUGUUGUCUGAUUACUGCCUGUUUUACUAUAAAGAUAGUCGAGAGGAGACGGUUCUAGGCAGCAUUCCUCUGCCCAGCUAUGUCAUUUCCCCCGUGGGACCCGAGGACCACAUUAGCCGCAAGUACGCCUUCAAGGCCUGCCACACGGGAAUGCGCUCCUACAUUUACAAUAAGAAUUCUCUGAUUGGCUCGCAGGCCGAGCACUGUGGCAUGAGGACCUACUUCUUCAGCGCCGACACACAAGAGGACAUGAAUGGCUGGAUCCGGGCCAUGAAUCAGGCUGCACUGAUGCAGAGCCAUGUUGUGAAGAGAGAAGCCGAAAGGAGCUCCAAACCUGAGCAGCAAGCAGUCCCUCAGACCAACCAUUUCAGCAGCAGCGUCAAAAUCUCCUCCCAGACCGAAGGCCUCCAGCAGACAGCGCAUGUGGAGGUGGCAGAGCUGAGGCCGGAGCGAGAUGGGGAGGAGUGCUAUGUUUACAGCAAGGAAGUGUCCGAGGAUCCUGUUAAACUCUCCUCUGGAGAGAUGGAGAUGGAAGGGAUUUCCCAAUCAGGUGCCCAUUCUCGCCCACAUUCUACGGUUCCCACUCAUAUGAACGGGCUGCCCUCCUCAGGCAUACCUCCUGAUCAGAACGGGAACGUGGUUUAUAAGAGGGGUCUCGUCCCCCGUACAGACACAGAGAAAAAGGUGCAAAGGAAAACUGCGCUGGCUCAGGUCGAGCACUGGGUGAAGGUGCAGAAAGGAGACCCCAAAAGCCAUCCCACUGCUGAGUACACCCUUCCUAGACGGACACCACCUCUCCAGCCUAAGUCCGUCAUGAUGGAGACGUACCAGUCGUUGCCAAAGACCACUCGCCACCACUCCGGAGGCAGUUCACCACCAGUGCCCCGUAACCUGCCUAGUGACUAUAAGUAUGCCCACGACCGUCUUAGUCACUUUCGUAUGUCCUCUGAUGAGCGGUUGGCUACUAAAGAGGGCAUGGUGUGGCAGCUGUAUGAGUGGCAGCAGCGCCAACAGUUCCGGCAUGGAAGCCCCACCGCACCAAUCUACACCGGGCCUGACUACAUGGACACGUCUGCCUUCAGAGUUACUCUGGAAAUGCCACGAUCCAUAUCUGUGCCCCCAUCACCAUGUGACAUACCCCCACCCAGCCAUCCCUCCAAGUCCUUGUCCCCACGCAGGCCCCACACGCCCGCCGACAGGCUGACCGUAUGCCCACUGGAUGACUUCGCCACCAUGGACACUCCCAGUUUGGGUUCUCCCAGAGGAAUAUGUUCCCAGAUCUCAAAGACCUCACAAAUAGAGAGGAGAUCCAUGCCAACUAUGGGGUACAUCACGCACACAGUCAGUGCACCAAGUCUGCAUGGAAAAACGCUGGAGGAGUUGACCCUGCUGCUCAUCCAGCUCAGGAGACACCGGGCCAAGAUGGCCAGCGUACACUGCGACACAUUCACACACCUGCAGAACCAGCACAACAGCCUCUCAGGCCCCAGUUUGCAGGCAGAUGACACUUACAUCCAGCUGAAGAAGGACCUGGAGUAUCUAGACCUGAAGGUAACUGGACGUGACUCGCUUAAAGAUCGACCACCUCGGCCUGUUAAAAUAGCUGAAAGUGACAUAGAUGUAAAGCUUAGUAGGUUAUGUGAGCAAGACAAGAUCCUACAGGAGCUGGAGGCCAGGAUACGCACACUCAAAGAAGAUAAGGACAAGCUUGAGUCAGUUCUGGAUGUUUCCCAUCAGCAGAUGGAGCAGUACCACGAUCAGCCCGCCCAUGCAGAGAAGAUCGCCUAUCAGCAGAAGCUGUUACGGGAGGACGUGGUCCACAUCAGGGCGGACAUCUCACAAGUGUCCACGGAGAUGGAGAACGCUUGGGCAGAGUACAGCCAAUUGGAGAGAGAUGUGGACAGACUGCGUUCAGCCCUUCAAGACCAGAUGACCCACAGUGCUCUCUCUCAGCAGGAGAAAUGUCAGCUGAGAAAGGAGCUGUGGCGGAUCGAGGAUGUGCUUGCAGGCCUAAGCUCCAGCAAAGCCAACUACAAAGUGACCAUUGACUCUAUUCGGAAUCCAGGUGAGAGCGGGCCCCUGCCUGCCAUCACCCCCAUGCACUGGAACACAGACCGAGAGAGAAAACUUGUGCCUUCAGCAUCAUUGUCCGCAGUGCCUUCUCUCACUGCAAGCCCAUCUAUGGAUGAACUGAAAGCUGCUCAGCCCAGCCCCCAUCUCAGCCCAGUGCAGUCUACCCAGCAGCCCUUGCAGCUCUCACAUUCAGCCCACAAGCCAAAAUGGCCUGAAGAGGAUGCUCCACCCAGACCCCCUCUCCCUCAUGUCUACAGUCCAGAUGAACACCCCCCGGUAGUGCCCCCUCUCCCCAAAGAAACCUCUGUCAUCCGCCACACAUCAGUCCGGGGACUUAAACGACAGUCUGAUGAGCGGAAGCGUGAUCGUGAGUUUGGGCAGUACACUAAUGGAGAUCAUAAGGUUGAGAUACGAGCGUUCCUGAGUGAGCCUGAGCUACUGGCAGUUGGUGGACAAAUUGGGGGCUUGAGCCGUGAUAGUGGUUAUCAAACUCUACCAAACAGAGGUUUGACAGGCUCAUCUUCAAGACUGAACCAGUCAUCAAACAUUUCAUCAUUUGUCACCCUCAGAAGAGGACUCACCACCACAAGCUUGAAGGAGAGACCAAAGAGUGCCUUGGAGCGGCUGUAUUCUGCGGAGCCUGUGCAGCAGCACGGCCGCAUGAGUGCCGAAGAGCAGCUGGAGAGGAUGAAGCGUCACCAAAAGGCUCUCGUACGGGAGCGCAAGAGAACGCUCAGCCAGGGCGAGCGGCAGGCAUCCUCAUCUCGUGCCUCCUCCACAUCCAGACCCGUGUCUGCAGACCUGGGAUCAUGGAGGAGAGAGCAGGACUUUGAUUUGCAGCUUCUGGAGCGGGCCGUGCAGGGUGAAGAGAGACCAGUCGAGCACAAAGAGAGACAGCGCUCUCACUCAGACGAGUGGCUCACCCUGAGCAGCACACCCAUGAGAGAACUGGAUCUGGAGCCUCUGGACUACCAGCUGGAUCUCAGCAAAGAGCUUGCAAAGCCACAAAAGGUGGCCAUCCCUGAGCGUUAUGUGGACCUGGAUCCAGAGGAGCCCCUUAGUCCUCAGGAAGUGGAGGCCAGACAUCGUAAAGUGGAACAAAUCAAGAGCAUCCUUGCUAAGUCUAGUGUCCAGAAUAUACCUCCUCCAGCAGCAGUAGACAAGCCGAUGCUGCCGGACAUAGACUCGGCUCUACAGGAGCAAGAGAGAAUCAUCACCAUGUCCUAUGCUUUAGCAUCAGAGGCCUCGCUCAAGAGCAAGCAAGUGGCAGCCUCACCGCCGGUUAACAGUCCCACCUCACUCCCUCAACCUCCACCUCCUCCUCCUCCUCCUCCUCUUCCUUCCCCCGCUCCUGUUGCCGUCUCUACGGCUCAGUCUGCACCCCCUCCCCUGAGCAAUGGAUUUCACUACACCUUUGUCUAAUCAGAGAAAAACAAAAGAGAAGGAGGGUGGAGAGUGUUUACCUGACUACUAUUUAGUAAGCCAAAGCUGUGUCUGGAUAUUGAGGUGCUGUCACAUUCUGAAAACCCCACUAGUGGUGGACAAACUUAAACUCUGCUUAUCGAAUCACAUCGCUCACAUUUAGAGAUGACGCUAGUGUACUUUUGGACUCACAUUGGAACUCACUUCUGAAAUGCAUUUUUGUAGAGCUAUUAUUUGAUAUGGACUUUCUGCUGUGCAUAUGCUGUACAAAAUCUAACCAUGAAAACCCAGAUAUAGAGAGCCAUUUUAUAUCCAUUACUGCACUUUGAAUAUGCACCGUAUUGUAGAGAACAUUUAAAGCUCAUGUUUUACUUCUUAAGGCAAGACAGAUGCUUAAAUGGAGUUCAGGUUGAAACCAACGGUAACGUAAAGACUAAAAAAGUAUUUUACAUGUAUAUAACUACAUGAAGGGUACAAAAUGUCAAAUGUUGAUUGUAUUUUGUCAAUUCAGAUGAUAUUCUUACACCAAAUCACUUGAAAUAUUAUUUUUAUGUAUCCAACACUGCCAGUCUCCAGUUAGCUUGCCAAAUGCAUUUUAUUUUUGUUGACAAAUUUAAGAAAAAAAUAACAUUCAUAUUUUCAGACAGGAUUUGUGGGAAAGUGGUUGGGGAAGAAUAUGCCACAUACUUUUUUUUAAAGAAACUGUAAAUAUUAAAGAUAUUAACAAGC